AUGUGCAAGGCAGAAGCUCCCAAUCCUGUUUAUCAAGCUCCCAGCACUUCAGAUCAAUUCCUAUUUCCACCACAUAACAGCGAUCCCACCAGUUCUGCAAAUCAGGAUGGUACCAGCACUACUCUGGAUCCCACCGACUCCUCCACUGAUAACGGUAUCAAUACAGAAUUCCUCAUUCAAGUUCAGCCAAUCCGGCUUAUCGUAAUCUCCGUGCCCCAAAUGCUUCCAGGAAGUCCUCGAUUAAUUGACAUAAGUCCCCCGACCUCUCCACCCCCACUCGACUCCUGGUCUCGGUCCUUAAAAGCCCGAGCUCGACAAAAACGAAAUAAUGAUAACCAAGCUUACGUUUACAAACCCGUGGCAAGAGAAGGGGAGAAGAUGGUUCUUGAAUGCGCAGCCAGAGGUAAUCCACCUCCAAAGCUAAUUUGGUUCAAAGGUGGUGGAGGAAGUAGUCUGCCCCGACCAAAAGGCCUAUCAUCAAAGGACGAGGUUACUUUUGAUGCACUCAUUAAAGAAGCUCUGACUUAUCUACCGCUUACAGAAGCGAUGAAGUAUUUAGGAACAAAAAUAGCUGAAGACAUACAACUCUUCCCAGCAAUAGUGGAAUCCUCCUCGGAUUAUAACAUAUCUGACGUGAAACCUCUAACCGAAUCCGAUGUGGCAACUCUAAUGCCCAAAGAACCGGAUUUUAAAGGAACGAAAUUGGGCAGAUUUGCUGUAGUGUCUGGAUUAAAGAAAGAUGAUAAGGGAUUGCCACUGAUAGCGGUUUCACGACUGUCUGUGGACAAAUUAGGAGUCUCCGAUGCGACACGAUACACUUGCCUGGGUCAAUUGAAUAUGGAACAGCUGGGUGGACGGGGCAAUAAGACAGCUAUUGGAAGUCUUCUUCCAGCAAUUAUUUUGAUGCCGCAAUUCAUAGCUGCUGGUACAAAGCUCUAUGCCACUGGCUAUCCUGGAGACAAUGCGACUCUAACAUGUGAAGCCCUUGGUGGACUCCAUAUGAAUGGUGGAUUUAAUUUAACCCUACUCCGUGGUUCAGGGCUCAAAGAACUCGCCGAACAGACUAGCACAGCUAAGAAAACCAUUUCACCAGCGGGAUUUUUAUCGAACAAUGUCGGCGAGACCUCGGAUUACUUAGAUGAGCGACCAGAGUUCGCCUUCAGUAAGAGUAUUGAAGUGAUUAGCAACAAAACCAACGAUAGAUAUCGUCUUACCUCUGGACCGGACCCUAGAAAUCCAUAUGCCGCAAUGGUUCGCUUAACAAUUACUGUUCCCUCUGUCCUCACAUCAGAUAAAUUACCCCCCAGACUAGUCGCUAGUACGAUGGACGAAGAUAAGGAGGGAGAGAAGGGAAGAAGUACUGAGGAGUUUUUCUUUCUCAUUUCAGAUCUUCGACCAGAAGAUAAUAACUAUUAUGUCUGCAUGGCUAGAAGUGGUGAAAAUUGGAUUGCCUAUGCGCCCUCACCUGAAGACGCAUUGGGACGCCUCUCGGUGUGGUUCGCGCCUCCGAAAGCUGGUCCUCCUCCAGAAGAGUCAGCACAUUCAUCGUCAUCUCAGAGAAAACCAAAUGGUGAUAGGGAGGGUAAAUGGGAAGUUCGAUAUGGACUAGCGCACAAGCCAUCACGUCUUGAGUGUCGAGCCCUGGGUCAACCCUCGCCACAUUGGACGUGGACUGGACCGGCUAUCCGGAAUCCUAUUGAACCUGUGACGACUGAUGAGGUUAUGGAAGCCGAAGAGUAUACGGUGCGAGUAUAUCAAUUGGGUGAGGAAUCGGUGAGUGAGUUGAUAUUACCGGCAGCCUACUGGAGUUUUGGUAUUUUCGGGAGUUAUUCCUGCACUGCCGAAAACCGACUUGGCUCAGCCACUGGCUAUGUUCGACUCAAACUUGCUACUCAUCCGCUUCGACCAAACGUCACCGCUUGUACAGUGGAGCCGACGGUUGUUGUGCUGUGUGUGUCACCACCAGAGGAGACUGGAGGAUUGCCCCUCACUCACUACGAGUUGCGCAUUCAACCCGGGCCUACUGAUCGUUUCCAUGGUCCUUUUGCCUACUUGGCUGACACAGACGUAACCUCCUCGGAUUAUCUGGCUCGAUGGAUUCUAGAAUCCGAUGGUGGAUCACCUGUCAUCAUGUACAAAAUCAAAAUUCGACCGGUUAAUACGAACUGGGCAAGCGUUCAAAACAAAGUAACGCCCCUCGGUACCUGGACAGUCUUUGAUGUCAGUUCUCAGGACGCUGUUCGAUUGACACCCAAUGGAAUGGAGGGAAUGUAUCGUAUUAAGAGCCUUCAGCCUGGUACCUCCUAUGAAGUCGAUCUAGUUGGACAGAAUUCAGUCGGACAAUCGAAUCCCUAUGCCGUAGUAUUCCGAACUUCAGAUUUACUAGGGACUUCAGGAAAACUUUUGCAGGAACCUAAAAGUCAGUUCCUCCAUGGAAAUGGUGGCAAUAAAAUACCGAGCAAUUGGAUGCUUUUGACGGUUCUACCUCUGAUAAGGCUUCAUAGUUGGCUCUCGCUAUAA
Molecule: messenger RNA, 2520 nt
Organism: Rodentolepis nana
Lineage: Eukaryota; Metazoa; Platyhelminthes; Cestoda; Cyclophyllidea; Hymenolepididae
Source: the annotation of a GenBank genome assembly